AUGGCCACUGCCCCGAUCAAGAAGGCAUGUGAUGCAUGUCAUCGCCGCAAGGUACGAUGCUCCGGAGGUCAGCCGUGCCGCACAUGCGGCCAAACCAAUCUGGAAUGCACCUAUCUUGCCGUGCCUCAAAAGAAAGGCCCAAAGGGAAAUCGGUCCAAAGUGCUGUCGCAAAUCCGCAAUUCUCAGACAAAGAAGCGGCAGCAACUUGCUCAAACGUCUCCUUCUGAUACCACUCCUCAGCUGUCGCCAUGUCGCACCCUGAAGCCUUCAUUGGACCUCGGUCACCCAUCAACAUCAAUGCUGUCUACGCAUUUGUCCACUACGGUUCUCCUCAGCGAGGAGACCAUGGUGGAUUGCGUCGAUUUCUAUUUCUCCAACAUGUCUACGACUACUUCGAUCCUCAAUCGUCGUCUGCUAAUAGAGAAGAUGGGACCCCAGAUCGCGAGCGAUGCAGAAUUUUACUGUCUCGUAGGCUCCUUGUGUGCCUUUGUCAUGGUCCAGCCUGGCAAGAAUUUGGCUGUUGCGCCAGGGAGCUAUUACGAAGGUGAGCCUCUCGGGAAUCCUUACGACUAUGCCAACCAGCUUCUCAAUGACGUCCUUCGCGUGCGAAAGUCCAUCGACUACAUUGAGUUUCCUACUUUGACUGCCGUCCAGACCUCAUUCUUCCUAUUCAGCUGCUAUUUCACCUUGGAGAAACAGAAUAUGUGCUGGUUUCAUUUGCGUGAAGCUGUUACCUUGGCUCAGCUGCUGGGCAUGCAUGAAGAGUCAUCGUAUCUUGUCGGUGAUGCUGUUGAGAACAUGUAUAAACGACGAAUGUAUUGGUUGCUCCUGGUUACUGAGAGAGCAUAUGCGAUGGAACGACACCGCCCACUUAGUCUCCACCCGACUAUUGGACUACCAUCGGUCAGUGAGCCACACGAGGAAGAGAGAAUAUCUGGCUUUCUCUGCUUGAUUGGGCUCUUCCGCUGCAUCGAUGACGAGUUCAUGGCUUUUUGGAACAAAGUCAAGACCCAUUGCUCCGACACCUGGCUUUCGCAGCUUCAACGAGAGGUUGCAAACUCAAUACCGCGCGCCUUGAAGACAACAGAAAGCCAACUGGCCGAUGUUUGGGUCACGUUACAUUGGCUACGCAUCAUGAUCUGGCAACUGGCCAUAACAAAUGGUUGUCUUUCAUCGACGUCGACAGAUUCUUCUAUGACGUUCAAAUACCCCAUAGAGGUCGCCAGGGACUUGGUCCAGGACAUCUCAACCUUGUCACGAGAUGCAAUGGAGGUCCAUGGAGUAGGGCUGAUUGAGAAAUUAUUCGACAUCGCCUGUACGCUGACGGACGUGAUCUCGUGUGUCCCACUCAUGCCUUUGGAAAUAUCGACCCCGUGCGACGACACGCCAUUGGAAUGUCUGAACAAGCUUGUCACCCUCAUUUCGCAGUUGCGAGGCGGAGCAUCGAGGUAUUUCCCAUUGUUGCUUGUUAAAGUCUCAGAGACACUGCCUAGCUUCCCGCCUGCUGCGCCAAUGGACUUGGAUCCGGUACAGAUGAGCAUCAAGCAAGGCUACGCUGGUGCGAGUGAUCACAUUCCCACACCGGAGGCCACGCAAUUGCGAGAGAUCAAAUUUCCACGUCCGAGCCAACACGGCUCUUCCUCCUAA
Molecule: messenger RNA, 1647 nt
Organism: Fonsecaea nubica
Lineage: Eukaryota; Fungi; Ascomycota; Eurotiomycetes; Chaetothyriales; Herpotrichiellaceae
Exons: 1
Coding region: 1-1647 (548 amino acids)
Biological process (GO): DNA-templated transcription; regulation of DNA-templated transcription
Molecular function (GO): DNA-binding transcription factor activity, RNA polymerase II-specific; DNA binding; zinc ion binding
Source: RefSeq, a predicted model, not a curated record